AUGGAGACGGCGCGCUCUGCUCUGCUAGCUGGAGGCAUAUCCGGUGCAAUCACCCUGCUCCGACCCUCAAGGCUGUGUGGCUGCGGGCUCGCUGGAAAUGCUUGUGGUGGCGACGUGGCAGCCGGGGGCAAAGUGGGCAUUUUUCUUGUCAAAGGGAAAACUUUGGAAAAUUUUGCUAAAGGGAAGACUUUGGAAAAAAUUUCUUGUCAAAGUGGGCAAUUUUGGCGACGCCCCAAUUCUAUCCAUUCCCCUUCGCCCCCACCCGCGCCGCCGUCCGCCGUCGUUGCUCACCCCCCUCGCCGCAGAGCAGAUCCCCCACCGCCGACGCUCCUCCGGCCGGAUGAGAAGCGCGCCCGCGCGCUACGGUCACUAGGUAAGCUCAGCCCUCUUCGUUCAUCGCGCCAGCCCUCACUUCUCCGGCAUGACGGUUUCGAUUCUGGAUGCCCGCGGAUCCGUAGGCUUCGUCGAUGGCGUCGCCGGGGCCGUCGUCCGCUCCGGCCAGCCGAUCCGGGCGCCGGCGUGCUGCCCCCGGACCUGCUGUUCGACGUCCUGCUGCGGCUGCCCGCCAAGGAGCUCUGCCGCCUCCGCGCCGUCUGCCGCUCCUGGCGCUCCCUCACCUUCGACCCGCUCUUCGUCGGCGAGCACGCGGCGCGCCACCCGCUCUUCCUGGCCAAUUUCCGGGACGACAGGGCGCGCGUCCAUGUCGUGGAUCUGUCCGGCAACGUGGUGAAGGUGAUACCCAACCCGGACGGCGACCGGCUGCUCCCCACGCGCCUCGAUCUGGCCUGCGCAGCGACGGCCGUACACAUCUUUCGCAUUUGGGAGGAUUGGCGCUACCGGAGAGUACAAGGUGCUACGGAUGUUCAGCUGGCCCAGGUUCCCUUUCCAGCCAUGCACAGUGGAGGGCGAGGCCGAGCCAUGAGAAAUUCGUCGACCCAGGCAGCGCCAUCGUCGUUGGUGAGCAUCUAUUCGUUUGACCUUGAGAGAGAGGAAUGGAGGGGAAUUCUGCGAGGGCCAAUACAUGACAUCUUUCAAACCGAUGAGUAUGAUGAUGAUUUGGGUGACUACCUUUCCCUUUGGUAUCGGACUACUCUAGCUGAUCUGAGAGGCUCAUUAGGUCUUCUGCACUACCGCAAGCACCAGCACAUCAUGGACCUCUGGCUUCUGAAAGACUUCGACAAUGGUCUCUGGGUGAAAGCGUACAGGAUUCAAAUUGAACCAAUUUUCCCUACUACCGAGAGCCAUGUAAAUUCAUUGUUUAUGUUAGAUGACGGAAGGAUAGUCAUCCAUUUCGCACUAACUGGAUGGCUGUUCAUCUAUGAUCCAAGAACCAACACUUCUGCACAAGUGGAGAUGAGACAACUUGAUGCGCUUGCGAUGUACACUGGAAAUCUGCUGACUUUACAAGUUGGUGACAUGGUGUAGUGUUGUAACUUGCUGCUA
Panicum virgatum (switchgrass) is the source of this 1443-nucleotide messenger RNA. RefSeq lists its product as uncharacterized. The record is from RefSeq and is a predicted model, not a curated record. Gene Ontology annotation, molecular function: protein binding. Bases 1 to 1425 code for a protein of 474 amino acids. The transcript is spliced from 4 exons. Lineage: Eukaryota; Viridiplantae; Streptophyta; Magnoliopsida; Poales; Poaceae.